Messenger RNA from Gymnogyps californianus (California condor), 2739 nucleotides. It is a transcript of the gene IDI1, whose product is annotated as isopentenyl-diphosphate delta isomerase 1. The record is from RefSeq and is a predicted model, not a curated record. Gene Ontology annotation, molecular function: isopentenyl-diphosphate delta-isomerase activity. Lineage: Eukaryota; Metazoa; Chordata; Aves; Accipitriformes; Cathartidae. Bases 152 to 835 code for a protein of 227 amino acids. The transcript has 5 exons. Gene Ontology annotation, cellular component: cytoplasm. Gene Ontology annotation, biological process: isopentenyl diphosphate biosynthetic process; isoprenoid biosynthetic process.
GGCCGUUACCGGGGGCCGCCGCGGAGCCGCCGUCCCUCAGGGUCGUUGCUGCCGCCGUCGCGUGUGGGGCUGCCGCCAGCCGCUCGCGUCCGCCGCCGGCCUGUGCGGGGGGAAGGCCCGGGCCGAGAGUAGAACGUGUGCUACCAUCACGAUGCCUGAAGUAAACACAGAUCACCUGGAUGAGCAGCAGGUGCAGCUCUUGGCAGAGAUGUGCAUCCUUAUCGAUGAAAAUGAUAAUAAGAUUGGAGCGGAUACCAAGAAAAACUGUCACUUGAAUGAAAACAUUGAUAAAGGUUUACUGCACCGAGCUUUCAGUGUUUUCUUAUUUAAUACAGAAAAUAAACUGUUGCUGCAGCAGAGGUCAAAUGCAAAAAUUACAUUUCCAGAUUGUUUUACCAACACUUGUUGCAGUCAUCCUCUAAGCCAUCCACUAGAACUGGAAGAAAAUAAUGCCAUUGGUGUUCGGAGAGCAGCACAGAGACGACUGAAAGCAGAGUUAGGAAUUCCCAUGGAGCAGGUAACACCAGAAGAAAUCUCCUAUCUGACACGAAUUCACUACAAGGCCAAGUCUGAUGGGAUCUGGGGUGAACAUGAGAUAGACUAUAUCUUAUUUGUACAGAAGGACGUAACGCUGAAUCCCGACCCUAAUGAGAUCCAAAGCUACUGCUAUGUGACACAGAAGGAACUGAAACAGCUUUUGGACAAAGCCUCCAAGAAUGAAGUUAAGAUUACUCCGUGGUUUAAACUAAUUGCAGAGACCUUUCUUUUUAAGUGGUGGGAUAACUUACCUAACUUGAACAAAUUUGUUGAUCAUGAAAAAAUACACCGAAUGUAAAUAGCUGGGGUAAAAGAUGCUGAAGGCUAGCAGUGAUGUGCUGUCUCAUUAACACUAUGGUAACUUGUGACUCUUGAGUGCAGAAAAGUGAUCCACCUGGAGCAUGUUUAAGAAAUAACUUUACACAGAGAUGGUUAUAGCCAAUGUUUUUUCUUCUGUCUUCACCUCCUCUUCCCCCCAGCCUUGUUCCACGUGGGCAAGUUAAGCUUGAUCUCACGUAAAAUGGGUAAUGGUAGCAUGAGAAACCCCCUGGGUUCAUCUUUCUCCAUUACCUUGUGUGGUAUGAAAGAUCCUCAGCCUGCGUGUGCCCCAUUUGCUCUUACUUCCUUGCGUAGCUACACACGCUGGCAAGGCAGUCUGGGCACCUCCUCUCCAGCUCAUUUGGUGGAGCUGGUACGUUCCCAACUGUACCCGACUAUGCCUUCUGAAAUAGUGAUUACAGAAGAAUUUGAGUUCUGCAUUGAUGUUGACAAGACUAGUUGCCUGAAGAAAAAAACAACUAAUUCAAAGUAAUCAGGAUGAUUUUAAUUGCAGAAAGCAAAUCUCUUCAGCUACUAUAUAAUUAACCAAACACAUAAAAGCUUAAGUAAUGGGAUUGUCGGUGUGGACUGAGUUUCACUUUGAAGUGCUGCAAUAUGUGUCGCAGCUUUAGAUAAUAAACGUUGGGGGGUUUCUUUGGGUUUUUUUCCCCACCACCCUUUUCUGGUUAGAUGAUGGCUGAGUACUGGACAUCUCUUAAAAAAAGAUGGUUAAUUAUAUCAAAUGUAAAUGGUACCUAUCUAAUAUAGGAAGUAGCCUGUCUUUGGAGAAGGGAUAUGCAUUAAAUGACUCUUCUCCAUCUUCCAGAAAACAAAGGCAUCUUGAUACAAGCUUUUUUCCUGCAACAUCCACUGUAAUAGUCAUUCCCGGACAACUCAAACCCCUUGAACUCCACAAUUCAAGAUUGACCAGGUCUUAAUUUCAGUUAAUCAGAAAUUGUACCAGAGUGCAAGAGCUAAUCCUUUUUGAUCUUGCAGUCAAUUGCUAGUAAUGAGUAAAAUGGAGGGCUUUUUUUAAUAAGACAAAUAAUCAAGGGUAUUUCAAUUUGAAUUAAAGAUUUUGGGGUUUGGAGGUUUUUUUGCCCCCCCAAAAGCUUUAUUGUGAUUUCUUCCGUUAGCAGACUACUCAAACAUUGAUUUCUUAUGUUAACUUCUCCCAGAGGUGUCUUGAUGAAAUAGGAUGUUUUUCGUACCACUUCUCCUUGCAUGUAAAAACAUGGUUGGAACUAGUCUGUGUUUGGUUUCAAGGUAAAACUAAUUUUUUCCAGUGGUUAACAUGUGUCUUAUCCCAGUUGUGACUGCAGCGCUGAAGCUUCUAUGUGCCAGCAUCUCUAGUGGUUCAACACUUACAGGUUUUAGAGCCAAGUUUGUUGUAUGUUAACCUGAAUUGAUGGAUUGUCUUGAAGCAAGUAAUAGUGGGUGAGGGAACGGUGAUGCAAUGUAACGGCUCUCUUGAAUUCAGGGCCAUCAGCCACAUUACCUAAGUAAUAUAUUAGAGUACUUUUCAAAUACUUAAAAUACGUUUAAAAUAAAAGAUUAUCUUAAAGGUAAGAUUACGAUUAAAAUACCUAACCUAAAACCUUGGACUGUUGUUUUCUUUCCAGACUUCGAGCCACAUGGAGAAUAACCACUAUAAACAACAACAUGCCUAUGAAACGUCACUGAAGCAGAAUGAGGGGGGGUAGGAGGGCAUACAUUUAUUUUAACAAAGUUCUACUUUUCUAGUUCAAAUGGCCAGCUUGGAGCAAAAGCUGACAAAGCAUAUCCUGAAGUAGAAACAAUGUGCAUAAGGAAGCUGAAAGCAAAGUUUUGCUAAACAGCUCUUCAAAAUACCUUACAAGUUUUGACAUUAAAGUUUUUCUUGAC